Cervus elaphus (red deer) is the source of this 2484-nucleotide messenger RNA. RefSeq names its product C-C motif chemokine receptor 9 (gene CCR9). Lineage: Eukaryota; Metazoa; Chordata; Mammalia; Artiodactyla; Cervidae. The record is from RefSeq and is a predicted model, not a curated record. Gene Ontology annotation, cellular component: membrane. Bases 268 to 1371 code for a protein of 367 amino acids. The transcript is spliced from 3 exons. Gene Ontology annotation, molecular function: C-C chemokine receptor activity. Gene Ontology annotation, biological process: immune response; chemotaxis; G protein-coupled receptor signaling pathway.
GAAGGCUUGCCCCUCGUCCCAGGCAGAGAGCAAGCCAGGCCCUUCCCCAGAGCCGGCAGGGCCGCCUCCUCCGGGAGCCUCGCUCACUGCCCUCCCCCGUGAGUAUCACCUUCCUCCUCCUCCCCACCCAGGGGUGCUGGGUCCUCAGUCGUGUGCUGCAACGAUGGCUUCUAAAACACACUCGUUUGCUCAGUGGCCCUGAGCACUUGGCUAGAAGUUGCCAGGGAGGCGGAGGUGAAUCAGAAGCAAGUCUGAACCUGAGCCACCAUGGUCCCCACAGAAGCCACAAGCCUAAUCCCUAACCUGUCAGAUGACUACGCCUACGAUGGCACGCCGCCCAUGGAGUAUGACGGCAACUUCACGGACUACUUCUGUGAGAAAAGCCACGUCAGGCAGUUUGCGGGCCACUUCCUCCCGCCCCUGUACUGGCUCGUGUUCAUCGUGGGGGCCGUGGGCAACAGCCUCGUCAUCCUGGUCUACUGGUACUGCACGAGAGUGAAGACCAUGACCGACAUGUUCCUGCUCAACUUGGCCAUCGCCGACCUUCUCUUUCUCGCCACCCUGCCCUUCUGGGCCAUUGCCGCCGCUGACCAGUGGAAAUUCCAGACCUUCAUGUGCAAGGUGGUCAACAGCAUGUACAAGAUGAACUUCUACAGCUGCGUGCUGCUCAUCAUGUGCAUCAGCGUGGACAGGUACAUCGCCAUCGCGCAGGCCAUGAGAGCGCAGAUGUGGAGGCGGAAAAGGCUCCUCUACAGCAAGAUGGUCUGCUUCACCGUCUGGGUGAUGGCGGCCGCGCUCUGCCUCCCGGAACUCCUGUACAGCCAAGUCAAGGAGGAGCACGGAAUUGCUAUCUGCACCAUGGUCUACUCCAGCGACGAGAGUACCAAACUCAAGUCGGCUGUCUUGACCCUGAAGGUCAUCCUGGGCUUCUUCCUCCCCUUUGUGGUCAUGGCUUGCUGCUACACCAUCAUCAUCCACACCCUGAUCCAGGCCAAGAAGUCUUCCAAGCACAAGGCCCUGAAGGUGACCAUCACUGUGCUCACCGUCUUCGUCCUGUCCCAGUUCCCCCACAACUGUGUUUUGCUGGUGCAGACCAUCGAUGCCUAUGCCAUGUUCAUCUCCAGCUGCGCCCUCUCCAUCAAAAUUGACAUCUGCUUCCAGGUCACUCAGACGGUGGCCUUUUUCCACAGUUGCCUGAACCCUGUUCUCUACGUUUUUGUGGGCGAGAGGUUCCGCCGGGAUCUUGUGAAGACCCUGAAGAACCUGGGCUGCAUCAGCCAGGCUCAGUGGGUUUCAUUCACGAGGAGAGAGGGAAGCCUGAAGCUGUCAUCUAUGCUGCUGGAGACAACCUCGGGGGCUCUCUCCUUCUGAGGCGGCUUCUCUGAGGUGAGCGGUCCUUUUGGAAGUGUCGAGAAAUUCAGACACAGCUUCCCUUACUGAUAGGCCAGAGAGAAAGUGGAGAAGGAGAAGGAAUGAGAAAAGGGAGGAAGAAAACUCAGAAAGGGAUGAAUUUGAAUAGCAUUAUUACUUUUGGUCAGGAUUUGCCAAGUUGGACUCUUUAAAACUGACUGGCCAUCCCAGAAGACUGCUGACUGGCUCCUGGCUGCAAAGCCUGUGGUUUUCAGAGGAGGAUUAAUGAACGACAGACACCACAGGCCCCCAAGGCUUUGCCAUUUGCCUGAGCAUUAAUGCAGCUGUGCCCUGGAGGAGGCGUUUGAUUUCUCGGAGCAACGGGAAUCGCUGUGGCUUCAGUUCUGACGUGAUCUCUUCCAAAAGAAGACACAGAAGCAUCGGCCAUUGCCACAGUCCAUGAAUACACAAGGCUUCAUGAAAGCUUCUGUCUUUGGAGAAUUUCUACUCUGGUUUUGGAGGCUGAUACCCAUGGCAGGUGUUGCUCUAGAAUCCUUCCAAACAAUCUCAGAUCUAAUUCCCUUCUGCUCUCCUUGAUCUAUUCUGGGCCAGUUGGGUCCUUGUUCCUGUUCUGAAACUAUCUGCAGCACUGGUCACUGAGCCUCUGGGCAACUGACCAUACCAGCAUGCCACCUGAAUUCUGCUGGCUUCCAACCCACGUCUUCUGGAGGCUCUGUGAUUCCUCACCUGGCUGCCACGCUGAUCUGGGCAGGAUUCAGCUUGUCCCCUGGUGCCAUGGAAGUGGUCUUCACAACCCGUGCAGGGAGAGUAAGAACCUGGGUUGGUGGGGUCCUGGCUCCAUUAGGGCUCACUCUGUUAAGUGGCUGGUAUGAUGGUCUACUCUACCUGCUCCCUAUACAAGGGACUGGCCCUAUUUGCCCUCUUGUUUCUGAGGCCACUGGAAGGAUAUCUGCCUCCAUGCUUCUCUUUUUCAUAUUGUAUAAUGCUAACAUUUUUUUUUAAAGCUUUCAACAUAGAGAUUAACCUGAAAAAAAAAAUGAUGUAAUUUACCUUUGUGUCUCUUUUUACUAUUUGGCAAAUUUAUCACAUUAAAAAUUUUCAGUCAUUAGAAAA